Vitrella brassicaformis is the source of this 8573-nucleotide messenger RNA. The record is from the annotation of a GenBank genome assembly. Lineage: Eukaryota; Vitrellaceae.
CGGAGAGGAGUCAAGCAUAGCCACGUGACUCGGUGCAGCUAUCAAUCUCAAAUCUGUCCACCUAUAUAUCCAGGUCACUCAUCAGCAUACACCUCUUCACGCUCCAGCAGAGCAAACAAGGCAGCACCGGCCCGGAAGCCGCACGGCACUUCCCCCACCCGUGGCCACCAUGGACAUGCAAUGCAAUGCAUGCAUUGUUUGACUGACGGCCGGACCGGAUGUGGGCAUUUUAAACCGACAUUCCCAACCCAACUACCCGCCCCACCGACUCGACUGAAGGAUGGAUGCAUGGCAAUCAAUCGUACUUACUUUGCCGGACAAACGGCAUACAUCCCCAUCCCAGCCACCCAUCAACCUUGAUGUCCAGCAACUAAAUGCACCCUAGCUUGCUGUGUCCACACAAACAUCGGUUGCAUCAUCCCCCGUUGAUGAGUGCCUGUGAGACAGCUGCUGCACUGGCGCUUUUGUCGGCACUCUGCUGGCGCAAUUUUCGUGCCUUUGCCAGCAGUUCCUGCAAAGAACACGACAAACGGCACCGUUUGUACACAACUGACUGAACCAUCGAGUGGGUGCUGCGUGCCCGUCUGGCUAACAUGUUCACUAGCUCAGCUGGCUGCCCAGCGCACCGCCCCACUCACUCACUGGCUGAUUGAUGCAUUCAUUCAUUGAUUGCCCCAGUAUGUAUGUACAUCCCCUAGGUGCACCCACCCCCUCUACUUACCCGUGCAUGUGCUAUGUGGUUGAGUGAUGCAGUCUGCUCCGCCAGCUGCUGCACGAUGACGAGCACGUCCACAGCGUCGUCCGGCCGCCCCACCUCGAUGAGUGCGCGGGCGUACUCGGUGCGCAGCUCAUACUCCUGCAGCAGACGCGCCCGCUGACGAGAGUCCUCACGGGGGCUCGUGUGCUCGCUCGAGGGCUGGGACCGGGGAGGCAGCAGCUCAAGGAUCCUCUCAUAGUAUUCUAGGCUGGCACUGAACUGCAUCAAAGAAAAGUGGCCCUGGGCCGCCAUACUAGCAAGGAAGGAAGGAGCACACACAAGCACACGUCGCGAAUAAGUCAAACAGGAUGGAUCGAUGUAUUGCGAACGCCUGGCAUGUUUUGUCUGCCUGCUCUCGUACGCACCGCAGCAUUCGUCUGUGUGUUUUGUGUCUUGAGGUGGCAGCUUCCUUGAUGACCUGCAGGGCCCUGUCGUAAUUCUUGACCUGCACAAACAUGGUAUCAGAUAUCCAGUUGGCCAGGCUGGUGACAAGACGUUUCGGGAUACUGGCUGACCUUCCACAAACAGGUGGUCAGCUGGUACUCCACAUCAGGCAAGUCCUGCAGUGAAGUGAGCACAAAAGGGGAAAAGGUCCUGCAGCCAUCAACACACACACACACACACACACACGCAGAGUUCAUGUAUGUUCCACUUUUCCUCCCUCCUUUCCUUCUGCUCCUUUCCUGCUCGGCUCGGCUGCCCUUUUACCGACCGACCUUGAAAUGAGGUCGAACAUGUGAAUGGCCCAUGCGGGGCUCCCAUCCUCCACCGCUGCUGCCUGGGCCUGCAUUGUUUGUGCCACCCUCCCACCGCCGCCGCCACCACUACCACUACUCUCACCCACACUGACUCCUGUCUGUGUGGGUGGCACAGGGGGCGGGCUGCUUGCCGUCGCCUGGGGGUGCUGUUGGUGCUUUGGGCCGUGGAAGAUGACCACCUGUAGGGCCAGACACACUUGGCGCAGCUGCGGGGCUGGCAGCUCCUUAAGGCUGGCCUCCACUGACGCCGCCAGAUCGACAGAGGUCUCGCUUCGCGACUUGCUCUCGAUGUCGCGGAGGGCCAUGGCCACCAGCAUCUGCCCCAGGAGCAGCGAGAGGGCAGGGGCGUGCGGCAGCAGACGGUGGUCAUGCAAAGCCGAUAUACGACUUCCCUACCGAAACAGACAGACAGAUAGGGCGGCCAACACUGGGUCCAUCCAUUGAUUUAUUUGCGUAUGUGUGAGUGUGUCUGACGUACGUACGUACCUGUGCCAUUCCGGUGAUGAGUUUGGGUAGUUCGUGGUGCAGCCAGGCGUGGUCCAGCAUAUCCACGCCACCCAACGCGUCAAUGCGGCAUCGCAGCCACCGAGACACACACAGAUCCCUUGGGCAACCAACCAAGUGACACAACACCCACACAAACACCAGACAAGGAAAGACAACAUCUCCUUGCUUGGCCGUCGGUCGUCUGUGUGCACGUCUGUCUGUGACUAUGUUAAUCAUUCUUACUUCUGAUAUCCAUUGAGGAGUAUUGCUGUUUCGAAUUCAGGGUCCCAGUAUUCGUCGCUCAUCCCGCCGCAGUACAUGGCCCACGCCAGCUCCGAACACAACACACCUCUGUCCUCCUCUACACAUACAUUCGUACAACACACACAUGUUGGCAGAGACACACACACCAUACCACAGGAGGUGGGUGAGUGACACACGUGCCUGUCCGUUCGGUUGUCCGUCCGUCCGUCCGUCCCACGCGUGUAUCUACCUACCUUUGAUAUGGUCUUUGGCUUGGUCCAUCAUGUUGAUGGCGAGUGGCCAGUUCUCGAGUGCAGCAUAGCAUCGGCCGACUUCAAAUUGCAGGUAUCCGGGGCUUGGGCGCCCCUCCUUGAUGCUCUGCCAGAGGGGCUGCAGGCUCUUACGGACACUCUUGUCAAACUCAAACGCCUCAGAGGCCCACGGCAACGCCUUAUCGGGCUGUCCCAACUCACGCAGCAAACGACACGCAUUGUACCUGCACCAUUGACACACCGUAACAUACCACACACACACAGGAGAGAAGAGAAAGCAUGCGCAGAUAUCUCCCUCCCUCCCUCCCUUCCCCCCUCCGUGUCUCUGCAUCCAUGGCCAGCUGCCCUCGGCCUGCAGGUGUGACUGGCUGACUGGCUGUCUGGCUAGCUGGCUGUCUGAGUGCUUGAGUAGCGUGGCGUGCUUGAGUGCGUCCCCCCCUCCCUGCCUACCUGGCUUCUCGCAGGUUGAGGAGUGACAGUUCUUCCCCGUCUUCCUUCCACACGUCGGGCCCUGGCCAUGCCUCGCCUUUACGAACCGAAUUGCGCUCCCAUAUGGCACGGCUGUGACUGUCAUCCUGACACACACACACACACACACACACGAGACCCAGACAGCCAGGCAUGCAAGGAAUCAAUGAUCCCGACCGACCGACUGACCAACGACGGUAACUAAAGUCUGGGCGUACCUGUAGGAAUUUCAUGAUCCAGAAGAGAGCCGAUGUGUCGUCGGAAAGGGGGUCGAUGAUCAGGCAGGCCUCUUUGCCGGUGGCCACCGCUGUCCCCACCCCCCCAUCCCUCUGGGCACCACCCCCCGGGGUUGGCUGUCUUGCCUGUUUCUUGUCCUUCUUCUUCUUAUCUUUGUCCCACCCCUUGGUGAUGUUGAGGCGCCAGUAUGCCUUGGCGAUGUCGUAUGUGACACAGCAGAAGGUGAUGUCGUGCUUGGCCACCUUGAGGAGGUAAUCGAGCGCCUCCAACUCCUGACCACGGUCCAGUAGCAUACGACCCAACCACAGGGUCAUCUGAGGGAGAUAGAUACCACAACCAGGGAGGGAGGGACCGGGGGAGGAAGACAUGCAACAGACAAACGAGCCAGACAAACGAAUGCAUGCAUGUAUGUAUGGCUGCCUGUGUGUCGUGUUUGCUCCCUCCCUCCCUCCCUGUCUGUCUGACCUCGAGUGAUGGGUAGAGGAAGUAUGUGUCGCCUCCAAGGGGAGGGGUGUCCUUGUGCUUGACCUCCCUCUCGUCCCCACUAGUUUCAGGGGGCCUCUGCUCCUCACCCACCGCCAUCAUGUGGGAGACAUCAUGCUGCAGGAUAGCCUUGGCCGCCUCUCCGUUGCCAUUGCCAUUGGGGAGGGCCUGCAUGUCGGACCCCACUGUGAUGGAUAGGCCGGCAGGGAUGCAUGACGGGCGGCCCAAAGACAGGGGGUCCAGCUCGCUCUCAUCCUCAUUCGUCAGGCCCACCCUCUCGGAAUCCCCCUGGUCGCGGCGGCCGGCAUCCGUCCCUCUCCCCCGGCCUCGGCCGCCCCUCAGCGUGCGGCGAAGCCCCGCCAGCACGCCGCUGUCAUCGGCUGGUGGCUGCUCCCGCCCACUGCUGCCACUUGACACAGGCGGGGAGCGGUAAUGGGAGGGCGAGUCGAGUGAUGGGGGUGUCAAGUGGGGCCCUAGCUGUGGCAAAGACGGCGGCACACCGCUGCUGCCCAUGCUGCUGGGUGGCUCGGAUGCAGGCGGGGCACGAGACGACUCCUCGCUGACUGCAGAUGGGGCGGCCAGUGUGGGUGGGGCCGUCAGCUGCUGUUGGCCAGAUGCCGUGGUUGCGCUAUCGGGGAGUGGGUGUCUAUUGACGUAUGCCUUGAGUGCCUCGAUGGCUCUGUCCUCCAUCUGGUGCACCUUCUUGGUCGCCACAAACUUGCGCUGAAACUUGGGGUCCCGCAUGAGGGAUGAGGCCAGCAGCAGCACCUUGCAGUGCUCACGCUCCGCCUGCUCCGUGUUGAGCACGUCCAGGGCCCCCCACCAACCGCCCAAAGCCAGGGGCGGCUCACUUGACACCAGCGACUGAAUGAACCAACGUCAGUCGCAACAAACACAUAUACAGAAUGCAUCCCAUAUAUCCACAUACGUGACAGACAGACAGAGGGACGCUUCGCUUUGUGUGAGGUGCGGUGCGUGCAUCGAACGCUCUCCAUUCAUGCUGGCUGGCAUAAGCGCAUGCAUAGAUAGGUGCGUAGUGUAUGUACGCACCUCGAGUAGCUUUUCGGCCCUUGAGUUUUCUCUGACGCAAAGGCAUGCCCUGGCGUAGCAGACCCGUAUGCGUGCGUUGGUCUUGUCGACCUUCAGACCCGUGUAGCCUGCAUUCAUGGCCUCACGAUAGUGCCUGACACACACAUACACAUACAUCCACACAUUGAGACUCACUCACUCCUCCUGCACUGUCGGUUUGUCAGUGUGCGUCCCGUCAGUCCGUCAGUCCGUGGGUACCUGACAGUCAUGAGUGCUUCGAUGAGGUUGGCGGUGAGCAUGGUCUCGAGGCUCUUUGGCAGCCCCCACUUCUUGGCUUUCAGCCCUUUACGGAACCAUUUGAUGGCGGCGUGGGGGUCGGGGGGCGACUUGGCUUGGCAUAACACACCAUAGUUCAAACAGAUGCUCGGACGCCAACCAGCCAGACUUGCCGCACGCUGACAGACAGACCAGACACAGAGGCAGGCAGGCAGGCAGGCAGGGAGGAAAAGAGCCACAAGGAGGCGUUGGUUGGCGUGUGCGUGAGUAUCGGUGAAUGUCCCUCCCUCCCACUCUCCUGCCCCCUUUGCUGACUUGCAUGUAUGGCAGUGCCUCGUAUGGCCCGUGUGUCAUCCGCACGGUGAUUGCGAGUUCCAUGAGUGCGUCCGGGAAGUCAGGCCGCACGUCGACUGCCUUGUGCAGGUCGUUGUAGGCCUCAUCGUACCGCCCCUCACGCAAGGACAGCAGACCCAGGUACAGAAGCGCACGGUGGUUCCGCGGGUUGGCCUCAAGCGUCUCCUGUGACAAACGAUGAUGAUCACACACACAGGCAGGCAGACGCAGCCAUGAAUGGACAGAUGGAUAGAUGGAUCGACAGCCUUACUUAGGCCAUGCAGCCAUGCGUCCGUGCGCUUUGCUCACCAGCAGGUUUUGCUUGACAGCAGGGUAGUUGGCGAGGUGGUAGAGAUUGCGUAGCAGCCACAACUCCCACGCCACGAUGUCACGCACCUCAACCAUACCCAACCUGAGGCACACACGACACGCCGCAGGUAUGUGUGUGUCGUAUGGAUGGAUGUAUGUAUGGCUGGAUGCUUCUGCAAUCCCACCAAGAUCUGUCCCUCAUUUCCCUGGCGACAUCCCUGUUGAGAGGCGUCAUGUGAUGGGUCGCCCAGCACACCAGGUACAGAGGGAACUCCACGAACUGCAGCAGCAGCGCCAAUCCUCCCAGCGUCAAAGUCACCCCCCCGCCCCCGCCCACAAUCAGCUUGGGUUGCAGGGGCAGGUCGGGGCAUGCCUGUCCGCCCAGCAGCAGGAUAGCGUAGAACAUGAGGGUGAAGAACACACCCAUGGUGCCUGCAAACUGCUUGGCGGUGGGCGGGCUCAGGGCGGUCUCCACGGGCUGUGUGUGCAGGGCGGCGCGGCGAUUGAACUCGACGAAGUCCAGCCGGGCCAGUGUGGCGUACAGGUGAGAGUUGAGCAGCAGCUCCAUCGACUGGGAAGGGCUCAGCGCUGCACACACCAACACACAUAAAUUCACCGAGUCCAUCCAGUACAUCCCUCUGUCCUGUCCCUCCCCUCCCUACUUACCGAAUACGAGUAUGGGUGCGACCCUUGCACAGAAUGCCGAAAUGAAGACCAGGAGCCGCAUGAGUGUCCCGCCCGGCAGGAAGAGGUACAAGAGUCGCGGGUCGCCCGGCCGAUAAUCCCACAGCUGCGGCACGGCCAGCGUGAGCACCCCACCAAAUGCCAGCACCGGGGUGAGAAGGCAGCACCAGGCCCCCCCGAAGCCCACGAACCUCUCGACCACGGGCGUCCGCUUGCCGAGUAGGAAGUCCCAUCCCAGCAUUCGGUAAGACUCCCGUAUGAAGCAGAUGGACCAGAGGGAUGCCGCCACCCACACGCACAACCCGGCAGCGGGCAGGAGAGCCGCAGACAGCACCAACGUCACGGCCAACGCUGGCGUCUCCUUGGAACUCCUAAAUACACACACACACACACACACACACAGACCAGGCAGACAAUGAACUGAGCUCACUGUGGUGUAGGCGGUUGCUACAAAUGUGCCUCCUGUCUGGAUUGGAUUGCUGCCCCUGUCCUGUCCCGUCAUGCCUGGCUGCCUGCCCAUGGUGACUGACUGACUGACUGACCAUCUUGAGUGUGGGUAUGGGAGGUUUCCGUCCCAGUCCACAUGGACGCCGAGGAUCAGCAGCGCCACGCCCCAGGUCAGCCCCACCAGCGCCACGAACCCAUAGAGAACCGACCUGUCCCUCGACACGCCCAUGGCCGCCUCGGUCAGGUACAGCGGCAGCGCCAGCACACGCAGCAUGUGGCAGCUGUAGAGCGUGAAGACACCAACCACUCCCACACCAACCCAAGCCACAAACGCACUCACGAAGAACCCAUCCACUGUCCCGAACACCGGAGGGGCCAUCUUGUUGGGCACCGCAGAGCCUUCACCGUCAUCCAGCGCCGAGGGGGCCGCGACAGCCAUCAGCUUGGCCAGAUCAGCCGCCGGGUACGGGGAAGGCUGCUGCUGGCCUGCUGCUCUGGGGCUGCUGACAUGCACUGGGGCUGGCUGUGGGGAGCCUGUGCGUACGGUCAUGAAGGACUGCACCACGAUGCAGGCGAUGCCGAGUGCCAGCCACCCCAUGCAGCACGAUAGGGCAAAGUCCACGGCCCUGUCGUGUCGUCGUGACCCAUCCUGAAGCCGGGACACAAACGCUCCCAGGGGAUGUCUGUGAACAAUAACACCACACGGACCACACGACCCCGUGUGUGUUGGAAGGAAGGUAGGUACGUUUGUGAGGGAGUGAAAGAGUGACUGAGUGAGUGCGGUAUUGGAUGAUGCCUGCCUGACCUGGGCAGGUGUGCUGGCGGUGCGCUGAAGUACCGAUCGGGCUCCUCCAAGAACAUGUAACAGCGAGUCCUGACAGACACACACACAGACAGAUACGUGCAGACCAACCAACCAUGGUACCCAGCUGAGAGCACGUCAUGUCCGAAUUGCCUCCAUCCAUCCAUCCAUCCAUCCAUCCAUCCCCCCGUACUUGUAGAGCAGUUUCUUGCCAUAGAUGGCGCCCAGAAAGAAGGCCAGGACCAGCACAGCCGCCCGCACCACCCAUGCGCCGGUCUCUCCCAGCCAGUCCCUCAUGGCUGCAUCGUACGCACCACCCUCACUCCCUGCUGCGGCAUCACCCUCGGUCGCCCCAGCCGGCGUGUGUGUGUGCGGCACCAUGACUACCACACCGAUGGCGAAUGUGAGCAUCAGCAGGAGGGCGCUGCACCCCAAGAGGUCGACUGUCGUGCGCCAGCGGUCAGCGACGCGCCAUGACUGGAGACACCCGCAGCAUCCACUGCCUGAGUUGUUGCGUGGGACGGUGAGGUCAUGUAUGUGCUCUUCUGUCAGCCCAUCCUCCUCCUCCCUGUGGGUCUCCGGUGUGGUGGUCAACGCGACGGGCACACUCACAGCCGGUGCGGGCAGCUGGUGCCGGGUAGCCGUCGGGACGGACACAUAGCCGGCCGGUAUGGAUGACUCCGUGGUGCUGCGCCGACUGGCACCAUCGCGCUGUGGCGGGCCGUCGCCUGCACCUCCCGGCAGCAAGGGCGUAGAGAGAUCUUUGACAGACGAUGGAUGCAUUGAGCUCGUCAAGACGGCAACACAACAGAAGGUGCCUCAAUCAAUGCCUGAUGCGGAGGGGCAAACACACAUUCACUCAUCCACAGAGACUGGCGUCAUGCCUUUCUUGGAGCUUACAUGGAAGUUCCCCCAAUCGGUCUGCCUUCAUUCGGUAAGCAGCAUGCAGUGAAAGCUAUUCGUUACUGCACUCCCCAAGCAGAUCUGCC